Megalops cyprinoides (Indo-Pacific tarpon) is the source of this 1305-nucleotide messenger RNA. RefSeq names its product zinc finger protein 346 (gene znf346). Gene Ontology annotation, molecular function: zinc ion binding; nucleic acid binding. Lineage: Eukaryota; Metazoa; Chordata; Actinopteri; Elopiformes; Megalopidae. Bases 19 to 867 code for a protein of 282 amino acids. The transcript has 7 exons. The record is from RefSeq and is a predicted model, not a curated record.
ACGACUGGUCCUGGAAACAUGGCGGACGGAGAGCCGAAUGGAGAUUUUCCAUAUUUACCGUCGGGGGCGGCGGAGGUGAAUAAGAUGAUUAAAGAAAACGGUCACCUGUUCUCCGACUCGCAGUGUAAAGUGUGUAGCGCGGUGCUCAUUUCAGAAUCGCAGAAACUCGCCCAUUACCAGAGCAAGAAGCAUGCCAACAAAGUACGCCGCUACAUGACCAUUCACAAGGAUGAAGAGCCCUCAGUGAAGAGGUUCAAAUCUCCCUCCACUGCCAGCAACAAUGGGGAAGUAGAUCGUCACAAAGCAUGUCCAGUUUGUAAUAUGACGUUCUCGUCGCCAGUUGUAGCUGAGUCUCACUACCAGGGCAAAGUGCACGCCAAGAACCUGAAGUUAAAAACGUACGGUGUCCAGGCCUCGGCCUUGCCUCAGGCCAAGAACCUGCCCAAGAAGAAACCGGACAGCCAGGGUGUGGCGGCCCAGGGCCCAGCUCAGGGAGACCCCGACCGCUUCUGCAGCAUCUGCCACGCCUCCUUCAACAACCCGCUCAUGGCCAAGCAGCACUACGUGGGGAAGAAGCACAAAAAGCAGCUGACCAAGAUGAAGCUGAUGGAGACCUACGGGCCAUCCUCUGCUCCCGCCUCCACAGUGAAAGGCUACCCAUGUACUGUGUGCAACAUUGAGCUGAACUCUGUGGAGCAAUACCAGGCACACAUCAGUGGUUCCAAACACAAGAAUCACGUGAGGCUGAAGAAAGGGAAUAGUGGCUUUGUUAACCCAUCAGAACCCAUCCAGCCUCAAGACCAGUACAUCCCUGAUCAAGAGCCAGUGCAGGAGGACUGGGGGAAUUACAACCAGGACUACGAGUGAUGAGAUUCCACCACAGAAGAAGAAUGAAAUGGUUCCUGAAGCGUGAGACCCUGAGCAGCAUAUCGGAGGGUACCGCUCAAUGGAUACUCAGUAUACUCAAAUACCAAGUUUCUCUCUCACUUCUCUCUUGCUCUGUCUGCCUUGUCUGUCUCUCACUCCACUCCCCUUUUCCUGCUAACUCCUGUCAUACUGGUCCUGACUCACAGAAGAGGUACUUUAGAUUUGAGCUCCCUUUGCAGUAGUUGAAUCUCAUGGGAGGAGAAAGCAUUUUUAAUAGUGCUGCCCCUUGCGUGUCAUAAGAUGUUAUCUCUGUUGAAUUACAAGGUUUCUAGAUUACUGUGUGACAUCCUGGAAGGAUGUUUGAAGUCUAAAGUGCUGGGCUGUCAAUUUCAGAAGAUGCCUCAUUUGUGUCAUGCAUCUUUGCUGCUGUUGUGGAGG